This is a messenger RNA of Bemisia tabaci, 2202 nucleotides long. Its product is annotated as tectonic-like complex member MKS1. The record is from RefSeq and is a predicted model, not a curated record. Gene Ontology annotation, biological process: cilium assembly. Gene Ontology annotation, cellular component: MKS complex. NCBI's taxonomy places the organism in Eukaryota, Metazoa, Arthropoda, Insecta, Hemiptera, Aleyrodidae.
AGCAAGGCAGAAUUACGGUGUGACGGUUGUUGCGUCGCGCGGCGUUUGCGUUAGUUGCCUAGGCAACCUGCUGGCCCCAUAGUUGCCCUGAAAUCGAGGCGCUCCAACUCAGUAUGAAUGACACCUAUUCGUUACCACCCGGGUUUUUUCUUAAUUUUGUCUGAAAAUUAAACGUACUUUCUCUAAGCGGGCUCAAAAUGGUUUUCCACCGUUGUUCUAUGUAGUUUAUUUUUGGCACAUCCCACUCACCACAGAUUGUCUUUGAGCGCUAAUAUUUUAAAAUGCCGCGUAAACCGACCCCAGAUUUUCAAAGUGGAAUUUACCUCAGUAAAACACCCAUUGACAAGUUGAAAAUACGCGUUGUACUGGAAAUGGUAACAACAACAGCCCUGGAGGAAAUUAAACCUCCAAGCGAGGCCCCUGAUGAAUCGAAAGAACCAGUGCAGGUAUCAAAAGCUCGGGUCAGUGAGCAGAAGGACUUUUCAUGGCAAAAGCGCGUUUACUGCAGCAGAGAGGUCGAAUUUUAUAAGAAAGAGAGUAAUUGUCGGACGCAAGAUUCCAAACGGCACCAUGAGAAAAUCAAGCAAAUAUUGGACGAAUCUGAUGGGACUGUGCCCAAAAGUCGUUUAUACUCUUGCGUUGAAUCUGAUGAAGUUACGUCAGAGUUUGAUAGAGACUUAUUCGUGGACGAUUCAAGGCUCCAGUCUACGAAACUGAGCAGGGACAUGAAGUGCGUGCAGACCAAGUGCCCGAUGAGCUUUCGACGGCGGUUCAGAGACCCUUUUCGCCGCCUAUCUUCCAUCGUCGACUACAACCCUUCCAAGGACACCCAACUUCGGAAUCGACUCAUCGCCACUCCCACAGAAACCAUGUACAUCCUCGCAGAUCUCAGCCAGAACAAUGACAAAGAGGUUGAAAACCUCCUUUAUACUCCGGCCGAUUAUCAAUAUAUUUUGGUGAGCUUACAAUGGCAGCCAUUGCUGGGUACCUUGAUCAUCCUGCCGGAUUUCCUACCUGACACAUCGAAUAAUGGCUACAGCAUUAAACUCUCGCACGAUUUGAUGAACAUCGAAUACAGGUACUGGGUCCAGAACGUGAGCGAGACGUCUUUGGACCACCAACGGCUGUCGCAGAAGCUGCUAUCGAUGCGUCCCCGGCAACUUGGGCCGACGGUGGACCCGACGAUGGAGUUCGAGGUCCCGGAGCGGAGCACCCUCGAGUGCUUCGUCUUCGUCGAGCUCGGGACGGCAGCCCGCUUCGACUGCGACCCCGUCUUCGCCUUCUACUCCGUCCACCUGCCCCCCGGCUGGCGGACUCACGAGCCCGAGGCCCUCCACGGCGCCACCCACCUCUGCCACGCCGCCAACGGCCGAGCCGUCUUCUCCCACCUCCUCGAGCUCAAGCUCGUCCUCGACUUCGCCGCCCUCGAAAUCGACCCUGCCGAAUGCACGGAGUACAGCAUUUGUCAUCCGAUCCUGUACCUGGAGGUCUGCAGUCUGGAUAGCUGGGGAAGAUACCGUGUCUUGGGUUACGGCAACACUCGCAUUACUCAGAGUCCAGGCAUGCACUUCGUCACCCUCAACACGUGGCGUCCAGCUCCCACCAGUAUCAAAGAAAAGCUCAAGUACUUUUUCAUCGGGGCGAAUAAGCAGCUCGCCCACAUCACUUAUUCUGGCAUUCCGGAACCAUUUGCGGGGUCUCUUAUGAGUAAAUAUGGAUUCGAAACGAUGCCGAGUGGAGACAUCACAUUAAAAAUCAACGUGGUCCACCAGGUAAACCAAUCGUCGGUAGAGUCGACCAGUAGAAAACCGAAGCACUUGAUGGGUCAGAUGAGCUGCUCCUCCCUGGUGAACAGCGUUAACGCAGUCCUGGAAGCCUUCCACAAAGCUCGGCAGAGGAUGCUCCUGGCAAAAACGCCGCUCAUCGAACAUCACUUGGAUUCUAACUCCAGCUAUAAUGACGAGAAGAGCGCUGAUACUGUUGACAGUCGAUCGUCAGGAGAGGAGGACUAAGAAUUCUCAGUUAUCGAUUAUCAAGAAUACAUAAGACUGAAAUUUUUAGUGUCGGCCAUUUUUUUCCCUUUUUUUUUCAUACUCGUAUAAUUUUAUCUUUAUGCUAGUUUGAUUGUGCCAAAUUUAGAAAAUACUGUAUUGUUAAGGGCGAACUGACUGAAUAAAAUUAAAAUGCCUGAGACACUCAAAA